AUGUCAUCUCCCUUCUUAGUUGAUAACAUUUUGCAUCAACAGAAGGCCGCUAAUUUUCACAACCAAUACAUUAACCACCAGCUAGAGAACUACGUUCUGCAAAGACAAGAAUACGAACGUUCCAGAGAGAAUUCUCCAGAAAUGGACGAGGCAAAGAUCACAGAAGAACACGAGAGCAGACGUCGUGAAUCAAUCGACGAAUCCAAAAUUGAGAAUGACGAAGAUUCCAAGAGCAGAGACGAAGAAGAAGCAUUUAAUCUAAAAAACGAAACUGUAUAUUACAAUAACGACUACUAUGCGAGAACUGAAGAUGUGAGGAAUACGGAAAAGGAAGUUUUAAACAUACCGACCCUUACCCGACGCUGUCAAAGCUGCGGAGCGUUUGAUUGUCCUCCGUACACCUGUAAAAAAUCGGGUAUACGACGCUUAGAAGAAUUGGAAAAGCGUUUCAAUCUACACAACUACCAGGAGAACUCGGGCGAUGAAGCCGAUGGUUGUAAAGAUGGAAAGCCUUAUAGUACGGAAGACAUAGUUAGAAGUUGCGAGGAGUAUAAUGAACAGAAGAAGCCGCCACUCAAGUUCAGUGUUAGUGCCAUUUUAGGCGAUAGAGAUGACACGAUAAGAAAUAGCAGUAUUAACGGUAAGUAA
Parnassius apollo (apollo) is the source of this 648-nucleotide messenger RNA. Lineage: Eukaryota; Metazoa; Arthropoda; Insecta; Lepidoptera; Papilionidae. The record is from the annotation of a GenBank genome assembly.